This is a messenger RNA of Symphalangus syndactylus (siamang), 5210 nucleotides long. It is a transcript of the gene VRK2, whose product is annotated as VRK serine/threonine kinase 2. Lineage: Eukaryota; Metazoa; Chordata; Mammalia; Primates; Hylobatidae. Gene Ontology annotation, biological process: protein phosphorylation. Gene Ontology annotation, molecular function: ATP binding; protein kinase activity. The record is from RefSeq and is a predicted model, not a curated record.
CAUCCAGCUUAUUGACUGUAUUGGUUCUUUGCUCCUUUUUAUUGCUGAGUGAUAGUUCAUUGUAUAGUAGAUAUAUUAUAAUUCGCUUAUUCAUUCACCAGUUGAUGGAAAUUUAUUUCCAGUUUUUGGCUAUUACAUAUGAAGCUACUCUAAAGAUUCCCCUACAAGUCUUUGUGUGGAUACAAGUUUAGAUUUAUCUUGGGUAAAUAUGCGAAUGCUGGGUUGUAUGUUAAUUAUAUGUUUGACACUUUAAGAACCUGCCAAACUGUUUUCCAGAGUGGCUGUACCAUCAACAGCAAUAAAAGAGAAUUCCAAGUUGUUCCAAAUCCUUGGUAACUUAUUAGUAUUUUUUGAAAAGCAAAACUUUUUCAUUUUGAUGAAGUUAAAUUUCUUCUUUUAGGUUUCCAGCUUUUAAAUUUUUUAUACUUUAUAAGUACACACAUUUAAAUAUUAUAUAGAGUUUCUGCUAAGUUUUCUCUAAAAAGUUUUAGAUUUAGAUCUUGUAUUUAGAUUUAGCUGUAUGAUCAGUUUCAAGUAAAUUUUUACAUGGGGUGUGAAUUAAGGGUUGACGUUUCUUUCUUUCUUCUUUUUUUUGUAUAUAUGGAUGUCUAGCUGUUCUAACAUUUGUUGAAUAUUCUGCCAUUCCUGGGGCUUUAGAUUAGUACUUUUUCCACCUUCGUGGUCACACGAUGACUGCAGCCAUUUUAACCAUCACAUCAGAGACUAUCUCUUUCAAGAAUGUGUCCAGGAAAUUUCUUUUCACCUCUUGUUACCUAGACUCAGCACAUGCUUAUUUUGUACUGUCUAAACCAAUCAUGGGAAUUGGAAUGGGGCCAGCAUGAUUCACUUAUUCAUUGAAGAAGAAAAUGGUUGUCCAUAUUCUUUCUAGGGGUUGGGGAUACAGUAGUGAUGAAAACAGGCAAAAAUGUUGCCUGACCUCGUGAAACAUACAAUUUACUGAAAAAGAUUGUCUUUUGUCAAAAUAAAUAAUAAACUGUAUAAUAUAUUGCUGUAUAGCAGUAGGUACUGGGGAAAAUACAGGGAAAGAGGCUAUGAAAUAUUGUGGGUGGGCUGAAAUUUCAGAUAAGAUGUUUAGGAAAGGUCUCACUGAACUGACUUUUAAAUAAAGACCUGAAGGAAGUGAUGGAGUAGGCCAUACAGAUACCAGGUUGGAGAGUGGUCCAGGUGGCAGGAAAUGUGAAAAGUUCUUGAGAACAGAUACCAGGUUGGAGAGUGGUCCAGGUGGCAGGAAAUGUGAAAAGUUCUUGAGAACAACAGGCCACUGUGGUUGAAGAGAGUAAUAGGAGAUUGGGGAGUGGGAGUGUAUAAUAGGUAGAUCAUCACUGUUGUUUUCAACAAGUGGCAAUUUCGGCAAAAUUUGGUCAUGUUGGGGGACAUUUUGGUUGUUAUAACUUGUGUGGGAGGGAGCGCUGAGGAGACCAGGGAUACUGCUAAAUAUCCUGCAAUGCACAGGACAGCCUACCUCUCAAUCCUCCUCCUCCUCCUAUAUCCCCAACAAAGAAUUAUCCAGGCUGACUCUCAAUAGUGCCCAGGUUGAGAAAUGCUGUUUAAAGUCAUAGCGAAGACUGGCUAAUUGUGAAUAAAUUGGAAUAACACUGAAUUGUUUUAAGCUCAGUAAUUAUUUAAGCUUUAAGGAUCAUGUGGCUGCUUGUUGUGAACAGACUAAAGGUAUAAGAGGGUAUAAAACAUUUAGGAGGGUAAUACAAUUACCUAGAGAAAAAAUAUGGUUUGGGCCAGAAUGCAGGUAAGGGUGCUAAGUGAUAGAUGCUGGAUAUAUUUUGAAGGUCGAGCCAACAGGAUUUACUAACACUGGAUACAUGCCUGUAGGGAGAGGAACCACCUACAAGUAAUCUGCUGUGGCUGCUACUGGAGUUGUGUCUUCUCAAAAGGGAGCCGGGGAAGUGGUGGAAAGCUGAAUAAAUUUGGAAAAGAGGAAAGAGUACCCAAUAUGGAUAUUAGGAUCAGUAACCAAUUGCAUCUGUUACAUAAAUAUCUUACGAAAAUAAGGACACUGUUGGACCAGUGAAUGACUAAGGGCACAAUUAUUCCUGGGCUAAGUUUCUUUAAAAAUACUUUUUUGUUUGUUUUUAGAAACGUCUACUCAUGCCAUCUUUCAUUUUGGUGACAGUCUGAAAGAUGUAGGAAGUCCCAAUUCCUUAUUCUAUCAAAGUCGUUAAAGGGCUCCAAUUUUCCUUUCAGUAUUUGCAUCCCAACCAAUUAUUGGUGGUUCCUAUGUAGAAUGCUGAGGUAUUAAUAAUCUGUUUCUAAGCAUUUGUUUGGUUUAGUCUAAAAUAUAAGCUUACUAUGAGUCUUUUUUUUCUUUCCUUCGAGACGGAGUUUCGCUCUUGUUGUCCAGGCUGGGGUGCAGUGGCACGCUCUCUGCUCACUGCAAUCUCCGCUUCCCGGGUUCAAGUGCUUCUGCCUCAGCCUCCCGAGUAGCUGGGAUUACAGGCGUCCGCCACCACGCCUGGCUAAUUUUUUGUAUUUUUAGUAGAGAUGGGGUUUCACCAUGUUGGCCAGGCUGGUCUCAAACUCCUGACCUCAGAUGAUCCACCCACCUCGGCCUCCCAGAGUGCUGGGAGUAUAGGCGUUAGCCACUGUGCCUGGCCCCUAUGAGUCUUUAUGUAUUAGAGAACUGCUUAAUAAAGUCCUCACCUUAUCUGUCAUAAUCUUAUAACCAAUAGCCUUAUAAUCUAAUAACUAGGGUUAUUUCCAUUUCACAGACAAAAAAAUCCUGAAGUUUGUUAAUUACGGUGUUAAAUUAUCCAACGAUUAAUGGCAGAAAUAGGUCCUGAACCAAUAUGCCCUUGAGAAUUUAAACGAGGUGAGUUACAUACAGGCCCUCCUAAGUCUUCGCUAGUACUAGUUAGUUGCUCGGCGAGAGCUCGAUAAGGACUAGCCAUUUGGAAGCUCGUAGUACUCAGGUUGUGGUACAGGAGAUCUAACACUCCUCCUACACAAAUGCAUGUCAUGUAUUUCGUACCAAACUGGUCUGGCGGCGGCUCUUCGUCCAGACGCUGGCGGGCCAGGGUGGAGGUAAUAACACAGCUCCCAUUCCCCAUGUAGCCGCGCCCUCUCCUCCCCCUGGGCGUCUCCGGGGCGUGGACAGGUCGCUGAAAGGAACCGGCUGCGGCCUGUGUGAGGCUCCGCGGGCCGCUGCACUGCGAGGCCGACGCAGCUGCAGAGAGGUUAGGGCCGGCUCGAGUGCUGGGCCCGCCUCCCCGCGGGACUGUAGGCCCGGGGGCUCCGCCUCGUCCCAGCAGCAGGCAGGAGGCUGUGCGCGCGGCCCGGCGGCGGGGGAUCCUGAGGACUGAAGUGAUGCCACCAAAAAGAAAUGAAAAAUACAAACUUCCUAUUCCACUUCCAGAAGGCAAGGUUCUGGAUGAUAUGGAAGGCAAUCAGUGGAUGCUGGGCAAGAAGAUUGGCUCUGGAGGAUUUGGAUUGAUAUAUUUAGCUUUCUCCACAAAUAAACCAGAGAAAGAUGCAAGACAUGUAGUAAAAGUGGAAUAUCAAGAAAAUGGCCCGUUAUUUUCAGAACUUAAAUUUUAUCAGAGAGUUGCGAAAAAAGACUGUAUCAAAAAGUGGAUAGAACGCAAACAACUUGAUUAUUUAGGAAUUCCUCUGUUUUAUGGAUCUGGUCUGACUGAAUUCAAGGGAAGAAGUUACAGAUUUAUGGUAGUGGAAAGACUAGGAAUAGAUUUACAGAAGAUCUCAGGCCAGAAUGGUACCUUUAAAAAGUCAACUGUCCUGCAAUUAGGUAUCCGAAUGUUGGAUGUACUGGAAUAUAUACAUGAAAAUGAAUAUGUUCAUGGUGAUAUAAAAGCAUCAAAUCUACUUUUGGGUUACAAAAAUCCAGACCGGGUUUAUCUUGCAGAUUAUGGACUUUCCUACAGAUAUUGUCCCAAUGGGAACCACAAACAGUAUCAGGAAAAUCCUAGAAAAGGCCAUAAUGGGACAAUAGAGUUUACCAGCUUGGAUGCCCACAAGGGAGUAGCCCUGUCCAGACGAAGUGACAUUGAGAUCCUCGGCUACUGCAUGCUGCGGUGGUUAUGUGGGAAACUUCCCUGGGAACAGAACCUGAAGGACCCUGUGGCUGUGCAGACUGCUAAAACAAAUCUGUUGGACGAGCUCCCCCAGUCAGUGCUUAAAUGGGCUCCUUCUGGAAGCAGUUGCUGUGAAAUAGCCCAAUUUUUGGUAUGUGCUCAUAGUUUAGCAUAUGAUGAAAAGCCAAACUAUCAAGCCCUCAAGAAAAUUUUGAACCCUCAUGGACUACCUUUAGGACCACUGGACUUUUCCACAAAAGGACAGAGUAUAAAUGUCCAUACUCCAAACAGUCAAAAAAUUGAUUCACAAAAGGCUGCAACAAAGCAAGUCAACAAGGCACACAAUAGGUUAAUCGAAAAAAAAGUCCACAGUGAGAGAAGCACUGAGUCCUGUGCAACAUGGAAAGAAGUGCAAAAAGAGGAGAAACUGAUUGGAUUGAUGAACAAUGAAGCAGCUCAGGUUGAUUCACAAAAGGCUGCAACAAAGCAAGUCAACAAGGCACACAAUAGGUUAAUCGAAAAAAAAGUCCACAGUGAGAGAAGCACUGAGUCCUGUGCAACAUGGAAAGAAGUGCAAAAAGAGGAGAAACUGAUUGGAUUGAUGAACAAUGAAGCAGCUCAGGAAAGCACUAGGAGAAGACAGAAAUAUCAAGAGUCUCAAGAACUUUUGAAUGAAGUAAACAAUUUCCCACAAAAAAUCAGCUAUAGACAACUCCCAAACUCAUUUUAUGAACCUCAUCAAGAUUUUACCAGUCCAGAUAUAUUCAAGAAGUCAAGAUCUCCACCUUGGUAUAAAUACACUUCCACAGUCAGCACGGGGAUCACAGACUUAGAAAGUUCAACUGGACUUUGGCCUACAAUUUCCCAGUUUACUCUUAGUGAAGAGACAAAGGCAGAUGUUUAUUAUUAUCGCAUCAUCAUACCUGUCCUUUUGCUGUUAGUAUGUCUUGCUUUAUAUUUUCUCUGAAGAUAUCAAAAUUCCUUUUGAUAAUUUUUUAAGUAAGUUUCCAGCUCUUCACCGAAAUGUUAUAUUCUUAUUUCAGUGUUUCCUUCCAGACAUUUUUAAGGUAAUUGGCUUUAAAAAGAGAACAUAUUUUAACAAAGUUUGUGGACACUCUAAAAAAUAAAAUUGCUUUGUACUAGAAA